AUGGCGGGAGCUCAGGAAGCCCGUAAGCCACUAGAGGGCGUUAGGAUCUAUUCGGAGGAGAAGCAUUACAUCAUCUUUGGAUGCUUCGAGAAGGAAAAUUUUAAAAGAAGAGGAAGUGGCCCAAAAGGCUUCCCAGUCUGUGACAAGUCUGUAUGGCACCAAGUACGAAGUGGGGCCAAUCUGCUCAGUCAUCUGGACCAAGUUUUUAGGGUUAAUGUCAGAAAUGGAGACGAGAUCAGCAAACUGACUCAGCUUGUGAAUUCGGACAAUUUUAAGCUCAACUUCUGGAAGUCUCCCUCCACCUUCAGUCGGCCUGUGGAUGUUCUGGUCCCAUCUGUCAGUCUGCAGUCAGUCAAAUCCUUCCUGAAGACCCAGGGCUUGGAGUAUUCAGUGACAAUUGAUGACCUACAGGACCUUUUAGAUAUUGAAGAUGAAGAAAUGCAACUCAAUGAAGGGCAAGAGCGGAGUGAUAAUAACUUCAACUAUGGGGCGUACCAUUCUCUGGAAGCUAUUUACCACGAGAUGGACAGCAUUGCCACCGAUUUUCCUGAUCUGGCAAGUAGAGUGAAGAUCGGACAGACGUUUGAAAAGCGGCCCAUGUAUGUACUGAAGUUCAGCACAGGAGGAGGCAAACAGAGGCCGGCCAUUUGGCUGAAUGCAGGCAUCCAUUCCCGAGAGUGGAUCUCGCAAGCCACUGCCAUCUGGAUGGCAAGGAAGAUUGUAUCUGAGUAUGGGAAAGACCCAGCUAUCACCUCCAUCUUGAAGAAAGUGGAUAUUUUCUUGUUGCCUGUGGCCAAUCCUGAUGGAUAUGUGUACACGCAAACCCAAAACCGGUUAUGGAGGAAGACACGGUCCCUGAAUCCGGGAAGCCACUGCAUUGGCACUGAUCCAAACAGAAACUGGAAUGCAAGUUUUGCAGGAAAAGGAACCAGUGACAACCCUUGCUCUGAAGUGUACCACGGCCCACAUGCCAAUUCUGAAAUAGAGGUGAAAUCGGUAGUAGAUUUCAUUGAAAAACAUGGGAAUUUCAAGAGCUUCAUUGACCUGCAUAGCUACUCACAGUUACUGAUGUAUCCUUAUGGGUACACAGUCAAGAAGGCCCCGGAUGCCGAGGAGCUGGAUGAGGUAGCAAAACGUGCAGCCAAAGCCCUGGCUUCCCUGUCGGGUACUGAGUACGAAGUGGGCCCGACCUGCACCACCGUCUACCCUGCCAGUGGGAGCAGCGUUGACUGGGCAUACGAUAAUGGCAUAAAGUAUGCAUUCACAUUUGAGUUGAGAGACACAGGACAUUUUGGCUUCCUCCUGCCUGCCAACCAGAUAAUCCCUACUGCGAAGGAGACAUGGCUGGGGCUGAAGACCAUCAUGGAGCAUGUGCGGGACAAUCUCUACUAAUGAGGGGACCUUCUGUCUAUGUUGAUUUGUAUCCAUGUGUACACUCAUUGAGGCUGCUAUUAAAGGAGCUCAUUCUUUCAUGCCUGAGCCAGAUCCUCUAGGUUAGAGAGCAUGGCUGGGCCAUUCCCUGGAGUUCCCUGUGAGGAGUGCUUCCCCAGCCUACCCUGUUUGGUCCUGUUGCUUUGCUGAGCCUUUGGUAUACCCCUCCUUCCACACAGUGGGGCAGACCAUAGUCAGGGUUGUCCCUUCCUGGGGGACAUAGCUCUACCUCAUUUUCAGAACCAAAGAGCAUUUCUGAUUGUUCUGUACCCUCCUCCACAUGUAACCAUGUGGGUUCUUGUGGGGCCCAUGGAAGGCACUGUGUGAGACAAUACUUAUCUUUAGUUGGAUCACAACGUCCUUUAAUUUAUUUAACUCUUUCUGGACCAAAUUUGUCUUUUUCUUUCUUGAGACAGGAGUCUC
This is a messenger RNA of Fukomys damarensis (Damara mole-rat), 1854 nucleotides long. RefSeq names its product carboxypeptidase A4. Lineage: Eukaryota; Metazoa; Chordata; Mammalia; Rodentia; Bathyergidae. The record is from RefSeq and is a predicted model, not a curated record. Gene Ontology annotation, biological process: proteolysis. Bases 1 to 1392 code for a protein of 463 amino acids. Gene Ontology annotation, molecular function: zinc ion binding; metallocarboxypeptidase activity. The transcript is spliced from 12 exons.